Messenger RNA from Theobroma cacao (cacao), 1693 nucleotides. Its product is annotated as putative mitochondrial adenine nucleotide transporter BTL3. The record is from RefSeq and is a predicted model, not a curated record. Gene Ontology annotation, biological process: transmembrane transport. Lineage: Eukaryota; Viridiplantae; Streptophyta; Magnoliopsida; Malvales; Malvaceae.
AAAGAUCAGAGGAACAAAACCGACCCGGGUCACUUGCUCAAGACUCAAGGGGCAGAACUUGUAUCGUAGCUGGUUCGGCGAUGGAAGCAAAGCCCCGGCCGAACGCCCCGCCAUUUCCUUCAUUCCCCUCUCCUUCACCUUUUCGUUUGACUCUUCUCGUCUUCCUCCCCUGAAAUAGUGAAAUUCCCCUCCUAACACCAACCACCGCCAUUUCCACCACUGCUUUAACAAUGCCUAAAUUCCAUCUCGACUUCAGAAACUCCCUCCCGGAUCACCAACAUAUCCUUCCAUUUCCCUCUAAUUCAAAUUUUCUUGUCCCUGGCGGUUUAUUCAUCGAGCCCAGCGUUCCCUCUUGCUUCCUCGACUUCAUUUCCCCUUUUAAAGAUACCUCCGGUUCCAAAAGAACGGUUUCUUUUGCUCGUAGGCAAAAGCGGGAAGCCGUUACGGUUAAGGAUUUGUUUUUUUUAUCCAUUAGCCUGAGCAACGGUGGGCUUGUUUCAGAACCCAAGGAGUUUCUGUUAGAAAACGGAGUACAAAAGAAGAGCAAUGGGGAAGUAGCGGUAGCCAAACCGAAAGUUAGGGUAACGCGACGUGGGGCUGUCAACACUACCAAGCAUUUGUGGGCUGGAGCUAUCGCAGCCAUGGUUUCCAGAACAUUUGUUGCUCCGCUAGAGAGAUUGAAGCUGGAAUAUAUAGUUCGUGGUGAACAGAGGAAUAUAUUUGAACUUGUUAAGAAGAUUGCUGUGACGCAAGGAUUACUUGGGUUUUGGAAAGGGAACUUAAUUAACAUUCUUCGCACGGCCCCAUUUAAAGCUGUGAAUUUUUGUGCUUACGAUACCUAUAGGAAGCAAUUGCUUAGAUUGUCUGGAAAUGAGGAAACCACAAAUUCUGAGAGGUUUGUUGCUGGUGCUGCAGCUGGCAUUACUGCUACCGUACUCUGCUUACCGCUUGACACUAUCCGAACCAAGAUAGUGGCACCAGGUGGAGAAGCCUUAGGUGGUGUUAUUGGUGCUUUUCGCCACAUGAUCCAAACUGAAGGAUUCUUUUCUCUCUACAAAGGUCUAGUGCCCUCUAUUGUAAGCAUGGCACCUUCAGCUGCGGUGUUCUAUGGUGUGUAUGAUAUGUUGAAAUCAGCUUAUCUGCACUCAACGGAAGGUAGGAAAAGAAUUCAGAACAUGAGUCAGCUGGGGCAGGAACUGAAUGCUUUGGAUCAGUUAGAGUUGGGACCAGUCAGGACAUUACUAUACGGGGCUAUUGCUGGUGCUUGCGCUGAAGUUGCUACUUACCCAUUUGAAGUUGUGAGAAGACAGUUGCAAUUACAAGUCCAGGCAAGCAGAAUGGGUGCAUUGGCAACUGGUGUGAGGAUUAUUGAGCAAGGAGGAGUUCCAGCACUCUAUGCAGGGCUAAUUCCCAGCUUGCUACAAGUCCUUCCUUCCGCUGCAAUAAGUUAUUUCGUGUACGAGUUUAUGAAGAUUGUUCUCAAAGUGAAUUGAAGAGGGACAAUGGAUCCUCUCAGGAAAAGAACUGGUAGGAUGUUGUACAGUGCUAUAAGAUGAGCACAGCACAGAGAUUCAGAGGAAGAUUUAGUCAUUAAUCAUUUAAACUUAACAGUUACCAUCAAUGUUCUCCACAUAUUUUUUACCUGAACAGAAAGAAAUGGAAAUUUUAUUGACAUGUUAACUUCUUUUCUUGA